AUCUGAGAAUCGCUUAUCUGAGAAUCAAGAUUUUCUGAUAAUCCGCUGUCUGAAGAAUCCGCUGUCUGAAGAAUCUGGGGUGUUUGGCAAUCCUGAUUAUUUCUACUGGAUUAUCUGUUCUGGCUGUAAAAUGACCUAUUUGCCCCUGAGUCCUGUGUCCCGAGCCAUGCCCUGCGACGCUGCGUGCGUGACACACGAGACGAGGCCAGAUGCUUUGACGGCCUGCCCUUCUCCCCCAAUCUUCCGCAGCACACCACUGCUCCAACCAAGCUACUAGAAAUACUAGCUCUCUCCUGUCUCCAUCUCCACUCUCUGCCUGCUCAAAGCUACAAGCUCCGAUCCAACAAGCUUCCAAUGGCGACCAAGAUCUACAUCGUGUACUACUCCACGUACGGCCAUGUCGCGACGCUGGCGGAGGAGAUCCAGAGGGGCGCCGCGUCCGUCACCGGCGUCGAGGCGACGCUGUGGCAGGUCCCGGAGACGCUCUCCGGCGAGGCGCUGGCGAAGAUGGGCGCGCCCCCGAAGCGGGCGGGCGUGCCGGCCAUCGCCCCCGCGGAGCUCGUGGAGGCCGACGGCGUCCUCUUCGGGUUCCCCACCAGGUUCGGCAUGCUGCCGGCGCAGCUCAAGGCGUUCCUGGACGGCACCAGCGACCUCUGGUGCGAGCAGAGGCUCGCCGGCAAGCCCGCGGGCAUCUUCUGCUCCACCGGCUCGCCGGCGAACGCGGGCGCGCAGGGGCGAGCGGCGCGAGCAGGGAGAGGGGAGCGGGGCGAGCGGCGCGACCGGGCGAGCGGGGACCGGAGGCGAGCGCCUGGAGAAGAGAGGAGAAGGGGUCGGGAGGGAGGGCAGGGUGGGAAGAAUCGGGAGAAUCGCCGUCGGCGCUCGUGAUGGAGAAAAUCGAGACUUACGUGCAAUGCGGUGGUGGGGAGAAUCGAGUGGUCGAUUCCAUCCGAUUUUAAUCGGAGCGUUUGGGUGGGAUUCUCGCUUCUCCCCACUGAGAAUCCGAUUAAAAGCGAAACCAAACACUGCCUAUAUUGGUUCAACGGAAUUCCGUCAGUAUGAACAAAAUAUAUGGAUGAUAUGGCUGAUCUGAUAGGAAAUCAUAAAAGUGUGCAUAGUGCUCCGUGCAAGCUAGAGAGUUAGGCAGAAAGGGCUCAUGGAGGAAUAGAGGAACAUCUGUCAAUCUGCAGUUGGUUUUGGAUUGAAUCGAGACACACUUUGAGGUGCAUGAUUCUUUUUGGGUUUUGUAGUGUCGUGACUUGUGGGGACUGGGGACUCAAACAUGAAGUGCUUGAAAUAGUUAGUUUUAUUGAAGACCAAGUAAGCUUUCGUGGAGUUCUAUAUUUCUCCAGAGAAAAGGUGCCCCAAAAUUCAGACUUCAGAGAAGACUGUCAGCUUGUCAAGUCGGUUGUGCUUGAAAGAGACACCAACAUAAAACAAGGACUUGAAUAUGAAAAGUAAAAGUUUAGGAUUAGUUGGUUACAUCAGAGAUAUCAAGCUGGUUAGAAAUAUAUGGAUAAUAACAGAGCAAGAUUGGGAGUUGGUAAUGCUUUUGUUAGGUACAGUAUGUGCUAGUUUUCCUGCACUUCUAUCAAGGUCACCAAACAGCUAGAGUCCAGGAAGGGACUGUGCUAACCCCAAGGCGAGGUUAAACAACAAGAAAGGGCAUUUUCCGUGGUCAGAAGUACUCACGUGUCAUUGGUACUUUGUAGUAGAGUAACAUGGGGGCAGCAAUGUAAGCAGAAAUGUUUAUGUGCGAGGUCUAACAACCUCCACUAACUUUAACUAGAGGGUGUAGAAUAUGUUUGAUGAUUUAUACCAAUCUAGAGGGUGUAGAAUGUGUUUGAUGAUUUAUACCAAGAACAUAGGCCAAAAAGGUAAUAGCUUUGACAACUUUGU
Messenger RNA from Panicum hallii, 1896 nucleotides. Its product is annotated as NAD(P)H dehydrogenase (quinone) FQR1-like. Gene Ontology annotation, molecular function: FMN binding; oxidoreductase activity. NCBI's taxonomy places the organism in Eukaryota, Viridiplantae, Streptophyta, Magnoliopsida, Poales, Poaceae. The record is from RefSeq and is a predicted model, not a curated record. The transcript has 2 exons. The coding region runs from base 355 to 885 and encodes 176 amino acids.